GUCUUAACGAAAGUGGGAGAUUUGAGCUGAUCUCUACUGUUCUUUGUCCGCGUUGUUACAGUCCUUUUCGUACCACCUAUCUCAUCCGAUUUGUCAGACUGUUGAUCAUUAGUCUUUCAUGUGUGGAGGGUGUAUUCUGUCGUCAUGUGGAACUACAUAAGCAGCGUAUCAGUGGUAUAAUGUACAUUGUACCACUAAUUACUUUGUGGUACGUACCACAAGGUUUGUUUGUUAGCUAAUGAAAACCUGGAAAGAUAGGGUGAAUUUUCGCUAUUAUGCUCAGCCUUUUAUCUUUUGUUUUUGGCUUAAAAAUACAUUUAAAUCAAAUCUAGGUAAAUUAUCAUUUUCGCCAAUGAGGAAGCAGAUCCAAAUAUCAUUUUCACAAUUUCCGGUUGUCAUAUUUGUGAGUCAUCUGGAAUACUACGUAACCUCCCUAAUUGAAACGUGUGGUUUUCUUACAAAGACCGCCUCUCGAGUUUCGACUUAGAGGUCCAAUCCAUAAGGCAGUGGAGCAACGUUCAGAAGUGUCGUCUUGUGGCAGCUAGUGGCUAAAGUUAAAUAUAUAUGCCAUUUUUCCUUCAUGACCCUAGAGUCCAUGAGCACUAUUGACUUGGAAUCAAGGUAUUCCGACGCCUCCGUAUUCCACUAACCCGGUGUAAACGCCCGACAUUCGUUUUUCGUCCUCUUAUUUCUGUAAACAACGCCUCUGCUGCAUGUUAGUAUCGAUUUUGGCUUCUGUGGUAGUGGGCAUAAACACAUAACCAUAUAAGAACAUUUCGAGAUAGAGCGGAUUCUCUUCAUCUUAACCCGUUUUGGUGUUGGGGGUGGGGUCUUACUUAAUGUCAAGCUAACGCACAACAAAUAUCCCGCUAACUUACUCAUCAGUUGUAGAAGAAUGACUGUUCAUCAAGAGUGGCAGUACAAUGAGUGUAAAACACCAAGCUCUCCAUAUUCCUUAUUGCUUAAUUUUCUUAACUUCCGAUUUGUCCACUACCAACUGAUGUUCUACUACCAUGUUUUCUAUUUUAGCCUUCCAUCCUCAUCGAGUGGAGUAUCACUGAUCUUACACCUCGGCGUCUUUGAGGUUGAUGUCAAUCCUCUCGAAAACUAGGUUUCAUAUUUGUACCACGACCUUUUAAGUAACACAAGAAAUACAUAGAUCGAAGUCGUCGAUUGAUUUUCUUUUGAAAAUGGCCAAGAAGAAAUCAUCACUUGUUAUAACUGACCCAUCUGCAAAUCAAGGUUAUAAUGACGGAAAGUUUGAUAAAGAACCUUCAGACUUUUGUAAUAUUUGUCUUCUCAUAUUUCUCUACAUUUUGCAAGGAAUUCCUCUUGGACUGUCGUCUGCAGUCCCUUACUUAUUACAAUCAGAUCCAAAAUCGGCUAAUUACCAAUCACAAGCAGCUUUCUCGUUUGCAUUUUGGCCAUUUUCACUUAAAUUAGCUUGGGCUCCAAUAGUAGACUCGUUGUACAGUUCACGUAUAGGUAGACGAAAGACUUGGCUUGUUCCCGUUCAAUAUGCUCUUGGAAUUAACCUACUUAUUAUCGCGCUCUAUGUUAACCAGUGGUUGGGGCGUACACCUGAUAACCCAUGGGGCCCAUUAGGUGUGGUGCAUCCAGUGGAUAUUUCACGCUUGACUGUAGCUUUCUUUGGACUUACUUUUCUUGCAGCUACACAAGAUAUUGUAGUAGAUGGAUGGGCACUUACAAUGUUGUCUAGGAAAAACUUAGGAUGGGCUUCCACAUGUAAUACAGUUGGUCAAACAUUGGGUCAUUUAAUUGCGUUUGUCGUCCUCAUGUGUUUAGAAUCACCAGAUAUUUCUAAUAAGUAUAUACGAUUGACUCCUGUUGAAGGUGAAGGGCUGAUUACUUUUUCAGGUUUUCUUUAUUUUUGGGGUAUUGUAUUCCUGGUGGCAACCACACUUGUUGGAGUUUUUAAGAAGGAAGUACCUCAUAAUCUGUCCGUUAUAUCAUCUGCUCAUUCUAAUCAACUUGAUAAUCAUUCAAAUGGUUCGGUAGCCUAUUUAAAUCAAACAGGAAAUAUCGAAGGACAGUUAUCGUCUAGAAAUCGUAUCGCACAAAUAAAUAUAAUUGAUAAACAAAUUAGUUGUGAAUCCACUCGAAGUCGUUCACGUACUCCCAGUGGUUGGAGUCGUAUUAUUGAAAUUCCUCCCGAUGAAGAACUGAAUGUAACUGAGUCAAACAAAGAAUUGUCAUUAUUUGAUACCUAUCGUUUUAUGUUAGGUAUUUGUAAAUUGAAGCCUAUUUUACAAUACAUAUUGUUAUUAUUCAUUGCCAAGGUAAGUAAUUAUAUAUACAUUGGUUUGUAUUUGAUCUUGUCCCACGAAAUUCGAGGUCAACAAAUCAAAGAAUUUUAUCUUGUAGUACUGAUUUCUGUCCUAUGUUGGAAAAAGAUUUAUUUACUAAUCCUUUUUUUUUACGUUAAUACUCCAUACUAGCUCAACUUACUACACAUCACAGCAGUACCGGAAAAAGCAUUCCAAAUGUCACAAGCAGUUAUUAUGAUCUAGGAUUCAGUGUAUCUACUAUAAACUUUCGUAAAUAACGAAAGCGCCCUGUGUCUUCGAAGAAGAGUAAAGACGAUUGAGCGAAGAAAAUUUUGUUUUUGAAAAUUUCACUUACUUAGACUUUAUAAUCGUAUUUAUCGAUAAUUCGUUUGCUAGAAACGACAGUCCGUAUUGCAAUAGAAUGUUAAAAAAUUGAAUUGGCAUCGUGUCGUAAAUUGUUUACAAAAAUCAGAUAUAGAAGGGAAGCUAUUCAAUAAUCCAACAGCGAAUUAAAAUUCUUAAUAAUAAAUAAUUAAUAGUUAUGAAAAGUACUGGAAGGAAGUAGAAGAAAAACUAUAGAUUGUGAUAGAAAUGAUGAUUAAAGCCAUCAUAGGAUUGAAGGAUGGAACAUACUGUUUCUAUACACAAAGGUUAGUGUUGAAUUAUUGGAUAGUUAGUUAUAGCCUCUGCUGUAUAUUUGUAUGUAUGAAUGAUUUUGAAAAACUGUUCUGGUGAAGCAGAAUGUCCAAAAUUGACUAGACGUCCCAAAACUGAGCUUUUGAUUGACUUUCGCAAUCUUUUAUAUAGCCAGGUAAGAUGAUGUUAGAUGCGCUUUGAACGAGCGGGCAAUAUAACCUGUUCUAUGUGAGCGAGUAAACUGUUAGCCUAAAGCGGGAGCUUUUCCUUUAGAUAUGACUUCGAUUCCAUCACGAACUUAAGUGAUUGAUAGAAAUUAUUAUACGUGUCCAUGACGUCGUUAAAACUAAUAUUUUUGUCACAAAUAAUAAAAGUAUCGUCUAAAUGUCUUUUUUAUGGGAAGAGACUCAAUUAUUAGUUGCAAGAUAAUGAUUUCGAGAUUGGCAAUAAAAACAGCUAGCUAGAAGUGGACCAAGUGGUAACCCUAUCGCUACACCCUCGGUCUAUCUAUAGAACUCAUUAAAUUUGAAGCUAACAUCUUGCAGCGUUCACACUCUCGGUUGACGACAUUUUUUAGAGCACUGUAAUCAUUAGCUUUACCUCCGACUUAAUUUAGACACAUAUCGAAUGUUAAACAAUGAUGACUUACUGAAUAUCUCAGUAAAUACUCCACAAAAUAAUCGUCAAAUGUACAUGCCAUAAACGCUAAUAGGAAUAACUGGAAAUCUGUUUGUUAUCUGACAAAACUUAUAGGACGUCGCUUAAACUCAUUUGAGAAACUGUCCAUGUAGUAGUUGUUUUUUCACCUUAAGUAUCAGGUUUGUAGAUAUUGCCACCAACACAUUUUAAAAAUAAAUAAUUGAGCAACUAAUGUUUUUUUUCGCAUCUGUACCAAAUGUUUAAUUUACAAAAACUUAGUAUUUCAGACAUUAGUUGUCGGUGUACUUUUGCCCGUUUGUGUACAUUGUUAUUUAUGUGAUUUUAGACCUAAUUCAAGGUAUUUAUUUGUAUUUUUAUAAUUAGGUUUGCUUCUGUCCUGCAGAUGCGAUAUCUGGACUAAAGCUAAUCGAACAAGGUCUACCAAGAGAGAAACUUGUUUUCAUUGGGGUCCUACUUUUACCACUUGAAGUGAUUCUACCACUGCUUAUUACUCAAGUGACAAAUGGACCGAAAUUAUUAAAAUAUUAUACAUGGGCUUUUUUACCUCGGUAGGCUUUUUUUGUGUAUAAUCGUUUUUCGAGUGUAUCUAUGUUAUAAAAGUCAAAUAAACAGGUUCUUGAUUUGCACAAAGGUCCACAUGAUUGUGCCUUUAUUAUGAGAAUAUGUGUAUUUUCUAGUCCUAUUACUGAGUAAUUUGUCUAAAUUAUUUGUAACAUUGGUGACCUUUUAUUUACCGAAUGACACGGGGUUCAUUUAAUAACAAUCAAGACCCUAAUGGCCGUUAGUCCUCGAGCUUCUUCCCACCCGUUCUCCAAUCAGAAAAUGGAGGUAUCAAGGCGAUUAAUUCUCUGUCGUACUCUAUCCAAUCAUGACUCGAAAUCCAUGCAGUAAUAUACUCGAAGGAACAUACCGAAUAGAAACAAAAAAUUACGAUGUAUACGCAACUCGGCCGUUACUACCUUGACGCGGUGGUCGGGCUUGCCUAUCGUGAUGAAACAACCGAGCUGUACUGGCUGGAACAACCGUUCCUCAAGGUCCUGCCAUGUCAGACAGGUCGGUUGAAGAGCGGUAAGACUAAAAGCAACAAACCCAAGGUCCGAAGGCGAAGUCGUACUGCUGACUGUACAGAGGUGUGACAGCAGUAAGGUGUUUCCUUCAGACAACCAGCAUGACAGCGAUGCUGCCUUCCCACAAGGAGGGGUGGGGUUAGAAAAGGUCGACCCUAAAAAUGCACACCUCGCCUUAUCCCACGGAUAUCCGUCUCCGGCGGAAAAGGUCAUGUGUGACCGACCUCAAGCAGUUGUCCCUUGGGCACUGCGGUCACACUUCCAGGUCACUAAGACCACCUCUAAUCCAAUUUCCUUUUCAGGUACCUUCAGAACAACCCUUCCACGGUGUAAGCAACCGGGAAGUGAUAACCGCCCUCAUACCUCUAACAGCACUCAAGACCACUGUAUUCAUAAUCAACCUUCGUCUUCACUUCCUAUUAUUCCUCCUACAUCGACUUUCACCUCUAAACUUCCUUUUUCGGCUUCCCCCUCAAGUGUCACCAUAGCCAACGGUUCUAGUGCUCAAAACACUGUCCCAGGUCUACUGAAACCUCGCUCCAAACUACACAUUGGAGCCUUCAACGUACGCACCCCAAGUCAAAUCGGUCAGCAGACUUCCUUGGCUAAAACCCUAGAAUCUCGUACCAUUGAUGUAUGCUGUGUCUCUGAAAGACUCAUACAGGAUCCCAGUGUGGUCAUUCACUUGACCUCACCUUGGCAACACGGAGAGCCAACGAGGUACACCCUCCGUGUAUCUGGUGACCCGACGGCCAGUUCUCGUGGACUGGCAGGAGUAGGGAUAGCACUAAGCAUGAGGGCGGAACAAGCACUGUUAGAGUGGAUCCCCGUUAACAGUCGUUUAUGUGCUGUUCGGUUAAACGGCUCCGUAAGAACUCGGAAGGAUAAGGACACACGUCGUUGCCUUUUUGUCGUUUCUGCCUACGCUCCCACCGACUGCAGCUCAGAUGAAGUGAAAGAUGACUUUUACAGAAAGCUAUCUGAACUUCUUUAGAAAGCUAAACGUUCAGACAUAGUAACCGUGGCAGGUGACUUUAAUCCCCAGAUAGGUAAUUUAAAUCAAACAGAAAGGCAUUUAGGUGGGUAUUUUAGCAUUCCGGCACAAUAAACAGAUAAUGUGGUGAUCGUCUGCUGCAAUUGUGCUCAGACAAUCGUUUAUUUUUAGCAAACACAAAUUUUAAGCAUAAGGAGAGACAUCGUCUAACAUGGCGACCCCUACACCAAAUCAACGAUGGACUCAAAUAGACCAUAUUGCCAUCAGUCAUCGUUGUAGAGGGUCGGUAGAAGAUUGUCGCUCAUUCUGGAGUACCUGCUUGGACUCCGACCAUGCCCUAAUACGGGCACGCAUCUGCUUGCGCCUCACUGGACGCAAAAAAGCCUCAGUGAAAAGACCCAUUAGAACUGAAUUGAGUAGCGAGAAAACCAAAAGUAGGUUCCAGGAACAACUGAGGUCACAAUUAGGUAGUUCUGAAAACGAGGUUGACCCAGAUGUUGCUUGGAAAGCUAUACAAACAGCUGUGGAAAUAGCAGUGACAUCUAUCAAUGAUUUAAACUACAGGGUUACAAAGAACCAAGGUCUAUUGCACUGAUGGAUUCUCGGAAACUCAUCCCAUCAGGCUCUGAACACGAUGAAGAGCGAAAACAAAUCAGAUCUAGGUUAACCAAAAGUCUAAGGAACGGCCGUGAGCAAUGGUGGACAACGAAAGCAAAAGAGAUGGAAAAGGCGGCGGCUAUAGGUAACACAAGACAGCUCUACAGACUAAUAAAAGAAACUGGAAUUAAUAAGUCAAGUGUAAGUCAGACUAUUUCGGAAAAAGACGAUACUCUCAUCUGCUCCCAGUCCAGACGUUUAGAACGAUGGGCGGAACAUUUCAGAGAACAGUUCAACUGGCCUUCAGCGACUCUACAACUACCCUCCAUUCCCAGACAGUGUGAAUGGAACAUUGAAGUAGGUCCCCCGACUCUAGCAGAAGUUCAAAAGGCUAUAGUUAAUCUGAAACGAGGAAUUGCAGCUGGUCCAAAUGGAUUGGCUCUAGAGGUCUUUAAGUAUGGUGGUCCAAUUUUAGCGAUUAGGUUGACUAAUAUUUCAGCUUAGAUCUGGGAGUUGGACGUUAUCCCAUCUGACUGGUCACAAUCACUUAUCGUCCCAAUAUAUAAGAGAGGGUUAAAAUUAUCCUGUGACAACCACAGAGGGAUUAGUUUAACAAAUAUAGUAUCUAAAAUACUAGCCUCGAUAAUUAUCAGACGCCUAACUAAGACUCGUGAACUGCAAACACAAGAGAAUCAAGCUGGCUUCAGACCUGGUUGUGGCUGCAUCGACCACACACUCACCAUUCGUCAGGUUUUAGAACACAGGCAUACUUAUCGGUGUCCGACAAUGGUGGUCUUUCUUUACUUAAAAGCAGCAUUUGACUCCGCAGACCGCGAGAUUCUGUGUCAGUGUCUGUCACUGAAAGGCGUACCUUGUGAAGGCUCUUUACUCGAACACUACCAGUCGAGUCAGAGCUUAUGGCGAACUGUCGUCUGCUUUUGCAACGUCAAGUGAUGUCCGUCAAGGCUGUCCACUUUCUCCAUUUUUGUUUAACUUCAUCAUAGACCUAUUGAUGGAAAUAACAUUCUCGUCGACUGAAUUCUCGGGUAUUGAUCUCUUACCAGGAGGUCCACUUAUCGACUUAGAAUACGCAGAAGACAUAAUCCUGUUUGAAGACGCUGAUAAAAUGCAGAGUCUUUUGGUAUCACUGAGCAACAAUGCCAGAAUGCUUGAAAUGCGCUUCUCUCCCUCUAAAUGCAAGUUGUUGCUUCAGGACUGGUCUGCGUCAACACCUGAACUAAGGAUAGGGAGUGAAGUAGUCGAACGCGUUGGCAACUUCACUUAUCUUGGAAGUCUGAUCAGCCCUAAUGGGUUGGUGUCUGACGAAAUCUCAGCACGGAUUCGAAAAGCUCGUUUGGCUUUUGCCAAAUUACGUCACCUAUGGCGAAGGCGAGAUAUCCGUCUUUCAAUUAAGGGAUGAGUAUACUGCGCGGCUGGUCGUUCUGUUUUACUUUACGGCUGCGAAACGUGGCCAUCAAUAGUAGAAGAUACUCGUAAGCUACUAGUAUUAGAUUACAAAUGUCUUAGGAAUACUGCUCACAUGUGCUAGGAUCACUGGGUAAGUAAUAGUGAGGUUAGACGUAGGAUAUUAGGGAAUGAUGGUAAAUCAGUUGAUGAGGUUGUAAAUCUUCAUUGAUUGAGAUGGUUGGGCCACAUGUUACGUAUGCCUGAACACCGAUCACCACGACGUGCAAUGCUAACCGGUGUUGGAGAUGGUUGGAAGAAAGUAAGGGGCGGCCAAACCAAAACGUGGUAUCAGUGCUUGAAGUCACUAACUUCUAGUCUGAGCCAUGUUGGUAGAUGCAGACUACUUGGUUGGGGUCCGCGUGACUAUCGUAACCAAUAGUUGGAGACUCUUGGUGACAUAGCUCAGAAUCGAUCACAAUGGCGUCGGUGUAUACACUCUCUGUCUUCCCUUAAACUAAGAGAUUAAAAUUGCUUCAUAUCUUUCUUUCUGCUAACUAAUUCUUUCUUCCUGUACUAUAUCCUUAUUGCAAUCUUUUCUUUAUAUAUUACCACCAUCGAAUUAACUACUUUUAUGAAUCCGGUGUCCAUAUUGUUGUGUUAACGAGGCAUGGCAACUUGAACCGAUGCAUAUAUGUGCCUGGUCCUACGUUGUAGCUGACUGACUGACUGACGCCACUCAAUCACAGGUAGUGCGAAACCGAAGCAAUGGGGAAACAAGUAAUUAAUUAGAACUCUGGAGCAUUAAAACAUACGACAAAGGUUUAUGGGUCGAAAAAACUCUUGCAAACUGGAGGGUGCAAAAAAUAUUUGAGCAGAACAGCAUGAAUUGACUGUAUGUUGUUUGUUUCUCUUUAGCUGCUUACAACCUGUAAUAUUUCAAAGAUCAGAUUACCGACAUUAAAGAGUUAAGUGGGAAAUUGCUCUGUUCACACAUUGGUAUAGCACAGUAAGGCUAUCAGUAAAUUUAAUAGAUUAAAUUACUUACUUACUUACGCCUGUUACUCCUCGUGAAGGAGCAUAGGCCGCUCACCAGCAUUCUCCAUCCAACCCUGUCCUGGGCAAUCCUUUCCAGCUCCUUCCAGUUCCUAUUCAUCCUUUUCAUAUCUGCUUCUAUUAUCCGACGUAAUGUGUUCUUAGGCCUUCCUCUUUUCCGCUUCCCUUCAGGAUUCCAAGUUAGGGCUUGUCUCGUGAUGCAGUUUGAUGAUUCGCGUAAUGUAUGUCCUAUCCAUUUCCAUCGUCUUUUCCUAAUUUCUUCUUCAGCUGGAAGCUGAUUUGUUCUCUCCCACAAAAGGAUGUUGCUGAUGGUAUCCGGCCAAUGGAUGUUGAGUAUUUUGCGAAGACAGCUAUUUAUAAAUACUUGUAUCUUCUUGAUGGUGGUUGUUGUAGUUCUCCAAGUUUCAGCUCCAUACAGUAGAACUGCCUUGACGUUGGUGUUGAAGAUUCUCACUUUGAUAUUGGUUGAAAGUUGUUUUGAGUUCCAUAUGUUCUUCAAUUGUAGGAAUGCGACCCUUGCUUUGCCAAUCCUCGCCUUUACGUCUGCAUCAGAUCCUCCUUGUUCAUCGAUGAUGCUUCCCAGAUAUGUGAAGGAUUCUACAUCUUCCAGAGUUUCGCCAUCAAGAGUGAUUGGAUUGCUGUUCUUCGCUUUGAAUUUGAGGACCUUGGUUUUCCCUUUGUGUAUGCUGAGGCCUACUGAUGCAGAGACUGCUGCUACACUAGCUGUCUUUGUCUGGAUCUGUUCGUGUGUAUGCGAUAGGAGGGCUAGGUCAUCUGCGAAGUCCAAAUCGUCUAAUUGAUUUUGAGCUGUCCAUUGUAUUCCGUGUUUCCCCUCAGAUGUCGAGGUCCUCAUAAUCCAGUCAACCACCAGAAGAAAAAGGAAGGGAGAGAGUUAACAGCCUUGUCUGACUCCGUCCUUACUUGGAAUGCAUCUGUCAGCUGUCCUCCAUGCACGACCUUGCAUUGUAGUCCGGCGUAUGAGUUCCGGAUAAUAUUGACAAUCUUCUCAGGAACUCCGUAGUGUCGAAGAAGUUUCCAUAAUGUCCUCCUAUCUACACUGUCAAAUGCCUUUUCAUAAUCAAUGAUGUUGAUGUACAGUGACGAGUUCCACUCAACUGAUUGUUCGACGAUGAUCCGUAGUGUCGCAAUUUGGUCUGUGCACGACCGAUCCUUACGGAAUCCAGCUUGUUGAUCUCGAAGUUGGGCGUCUACUGCAUUUUUCAUCCUGUUCAGCAACACUCUGUUGAAGACCUUCCCUGGUAUUGAUAGUAGUGUAAUGCCUCUGUAGUUUUCACAUUUGCUCAGAUCUCCUUUCUUUGGAAUCUUGACGAGGUGUCCUUCUUUCCAGUCCAUCGGCACUUGUUCCUCCUCCCAAAUCUUUUUGAAUAGAAGAUAAAGCAUGUUUGUAGUUCCUUCGAUGUCUGACUUCAGUGCUUCAGCUGGUAUGCUGUCCGGUCCCGCUGCUUCCCCGUUCUUGAUUUGUCUGACGGCCAUUCUGAUUUCUUCCUUCGUUGGUGGGUUGACGUCUAUGGGAAGAUCUGUGUGUGCCGCUUCGAUGUCCGGUGGAUUCAUUGUAGCCGGCCUAUUCAGGAGUUCCUCGAAGUAUUCUACACAUCUGUUCCGCUGUUGUUGAAUUUCAGUGAUUGGCUUGCCUUCUUUGUCUUUGACCGGUCUCUCUGGUUUACUGUAUUUCCCUGAUAGUUUCUUCGUUGUAUCGUGAAGCUGUUUCAUAUUUCCUUCUCUAGCAGCUUUUUCCGCCGUCGUUGCUAGUUCUUCCACGUAUUUCUUCCUGUCGGCUCUAAUGCUCCUCUUCACUUGCUUGUUUGCUUCUGUGUAUUCAGCUUGUGCUUGACUUUCUCUGCUCGUGUUCGGCUGUUGUUAAUUGCUGCCUUCUUGUUCUUCCUUUCUUUGAUCUUGUCCAGAGUUUCUAUAGAAAUCCACUCCUUAUGAUGGUGUUUCUUUAGGCCCAGAACCUCUUGACACGUUGAAGUUAAUGCUUCCUUGGUGCCUUUCCAGUUGUCCUCCAUACUAGUUUCUUCUUCCUUCAGUAGAUCUUGUAAGGCUUGGGACCUGUUGUUGAGAGCUAUCUUGAAUUCAUUGAGUUUGUCAGUAUCUCGAAGGAAGGCUGUAUUGAAGCUUUGUAGUGAUGUUUGUCCAGUUGUAAGUUCUUUUUUAGCUUCAGUUUUAAAUUGGCUACAACUAGGUGGUGAUCUGAAGCUAUGUCAGCACCUCUCCUGGUUCUCACACCUUCCAUUGUCCUUCGGAAUUUUUUAUUGAUGCGAAUAUGAUCUAUCUGGUUCUCUGUGGUGUGGUCCGGUGAGAUCAAUGUAGCUUUGUGUAUACGUUUGUGUAGAAAUAUUGUGCCCCCUAUGACCAAUUUAUUGAAUGCACACAGAUUUGCAAGUCUUUCUCCAUUUUCGUUUCUCUGUCCCAGUCCAUGUCGUCCCAUAAUAUCUUCAUAUCCGGUGUUGUCUAUUCCGACUUUGGCAUUUAGAUCUCCCAUCAGGAUGGUGAGGUCGUUUCUUGGGCAUUUCUCUAUGAUUGACUGCAGCCGCUCGUAGAACUGAUCUUUAAUGUCGUCGUUGCUAUCAUUGGUGGGUGCAUAACAUUGGAUAGUAUUCAUUAAAAUCCUCUCCUUUGUUUUGAAUGGUGCUUUGAUGAUUCUGGAUCCGUGAGAUUCCCAUCCUACAAGUGCAUUUCGUGCUACUUUGGACAGCAUUAGAGCGACUCCCUGAGUGUGGAGCAUUUUCACCUUCGUGACCGGAGUAUAGCAGCAUCUCUCCCGUAGCUAGCCUUUUCUGUCCGGCUUGGGUCCAGUGGGUUUCGCUGAUUCCCAGUAUUUCCAAAUGUAUCUCCUCAUUUCCGUUGCUAUUUGACUAGUCUUCUCGGUCUCCCACAUUGUUCGGACGUUCCAUGUACCUACAAAAAUUGUUGCUCUGGUUGUUAGAAGGGGCAUCGGCCUCGUGGCUUCCGAAGGAACUGGGCUUUCACCAUGAAGCGUCAUAAUUCUUCUAAAUGAAGACCUUCUAACUCCCAGGGCAGAGUUAAAAUGGUUUGAAUUAUUUUUUAUGGUUAGCGUUUUUUUAGCGAGUUAGUUUUCUACGAGAUGGGGACGCUAACCCCAUGCCCAACCCUCCUCCUUUACCCGGGCUUGGGACCGGCAGUAACUCUAGAAGAGCUACAGGCGGAGUUAAUAGAUUAAAUAGAAUAUCGUAAAUAUAUAUUUUAUGUGAAAGAACAUUCUACAACACUGAUAGUAACAAACGUUCAUUGGACUAGAAACAAGUGGUUACGUAAUGAAUAAACGCUGAUAAUAAGCAAGAAUAAAGUGGGUAAAGCUCAAUUUGUUACAAUAAGGUUACCAUCCUAGAAAUCGAAAUAAAAAGACGUGAUGAUAUCAUUAAUGGGGAAGAAAGAAUUGAAGAAAUCUCAUGAUGCAGUGAAAAAAAUGUCAUCAAGGUAAAGAAAGCAUAACAACCAUCUUUUUAACACAUACAUCAAGUUUCUGACGCCUGAUAGACACGGCUCCAGCAAAUUUCAUAGGACUAGGGCUUGGGUGUUUGUUAAUCGACCUAAAAGAUUAAAAAUUACCGACCUAAUGUCCUGUAUCCAGGAUAUGUUUAGUAAUUUGCCCUGUUUAAAGUACUUCUUUCUCUUGUUCAAGGGCUUUUUGGAACAUGUUUAGAAAAUCAAACUACACCCUGUUCGGCCAAUCCGGCUGCUUUGUCAAGUACAUACAAACUUAUAAACAUGGUUAGUGGUAAAAUGAAAGGGAUACUUGUCAAACUUUGAUCAGAUUAUUGAACAUGUUCUUUUAUACAAAAUUAAUAGUUGUAAGCAGCUGACGUGAAUCAAACAAAAUAAAAUGAAUUUAUGUUCUUACUUUCUUAAAGAUGAUAAAAUGAACCAUGUAUAUGAAACAGGAGAGUAUAAGAAUACAAACAUUCAAGGAUGUUUUACAUUAAAAAUAUAGGCAGUUAUUUCCUGUAUAAUGGGUACAAAAUUCAAUCUCCUCUAUAUGAUAAUCUAUAAACAACGGCAUUAUUAUUAUUAUCUCAGUAAAAUCUGAGAACCAUACAGUAAAUACUCCAUUUGCAAAAUGACCAUCAAUCGUCUCCGACUUACUUGUUCCUUCUUUUCCAUAUCAGUCACUCUCUGUUCUCGUUCUCUUCCCUUCAAUCUUCUCAACCUUCUGCCUCCAGCCAUUCCACUUUCGAUUGGUGAUACAUACUACUUAUAUGUGUCGACAUCAGUAGCGCACACCACACUGUAUAUUGUUUAUCAUUAGCUAGAAUAGUGAAUGUUACUUCAUUGACUAUUUUAUAUGUAUAUAGGUUUACGAUAUCAAAUAUCACGACGAAUGCAUUUUUAACUUUUGGAAUUGUGAAGAUCUACAAAAUCAAAUAAAUAUUGAAAGUUACUUGUACUGGUUGAUUUAUUUUAUACAGCAGUGGGUUUUAAAUGAACAAAUUUGAUUGCUACUAGGUAUCCUUCCUGCUAAGUAUUGUGAUAGCGGAAAAUAUAAUAACCACUACAAUGUUUCUGCUUAAAGCUUACAGUAUUUAGAUGUCUUUUUAAAAUAGGUGAAUACAUUGUACGACUGAUUUACGUAAAUAGCCUAAAGUAAUCUGAAAUGGGAAAUGCUACUGCGGUAUUUUACAGCUGAAAGAAUAAGUGACCCGCCUCAUGUUUGAAAACGUCAUCAAAUCAAGCAUUGAAUAUGAUUUAGAAACAGGUGAAUGGAUAUUUGAAGCAGAGAUCUCUCAGUAACAAUCCUAUAGUAUUUUCCUCUGCCCUACUUGUGCUAUUUUAACCAUAGCCUUGCAUCCUAAGCCUUAACCAGUGAUACGCCUCGACUGGUACAAUUGACCUUGAAUUGAUUCCAGAAUAAUGUUAACUGUUAUUGGUCCUUUUGUAUAUUUGCCUUCUAUCUCCAGUUGAGUCCAAAUAAAAAAACGGAGCAGGCAAGCUUCUAUUACUAUAUUCUAACCACCUAGUAUAUAUAUGAAUUAUCGAACCGCAACAGAUCCCAUAUAUGUGAUCAUAUUUUACACAAUCAUCAUACAAGUGACAGAAUAUAACAAACGACACAUAAUUAUUUGAAAAUGACUAAGGAAUAAUAAUCCGUAUAACAAUAGUUUAUAUAGCCAACGGAAGCUUACAACACAGCGAUUGUAGAGAUAUAAUAGUCCAAUUAUGUAAUAAUUAUAUAGUAGAAGCAUAAACAAUAAUAAUCCGUAAAAUAGUUCCAAAAUUUCCAGCUUCCUCAAUGCUUACCCCGAUACAACAGAAUAACUGUGUUCUAUACUGUUUUUUUAUCUACUUAAGUUUAAGCAACUGCUUAGUAUUUUAUAACUCUUGUACAUGAGCCGUAUACUUGAUUUACUCAUAACUAUUAUUAAAAGCGUUCUCUUACAGUUUACUUCUAGCAACAUUAUCUGUUCCAUUGAUUUAUUUUGCACCGUACUUUAAAAUUUCAAAUCAAAUCCAUUCAAUCAUUCGUAAUAAUCAUACAUUAGAAGAGUCAGCUCCCAUCCUUGAAUCAACUACAACUCAUACAUCAUUCUCAUGGCUUUUCUAUGGUAUCAUGAUUUGUCAUUUGGCUAUUUAUUCAGUAUUCUCUACUGUGAUGUUUAUUACUCAAGUAUCAUUUCAUGCAAAAAUAAGUGAUCCAGCUGUAGGUGGAACUUAUAUGACGUUGUUAAAUACUGCGGCUAACUUAGGUUAGUUUAUUAAUACUUUUAAGUCUGUUUUUUCCUCAAUAAUCCAUUAAAUCAUGAUAAUUGCAAUAUUUUUUCUACAAAUAUCCUUUCAUAUUGUUCAGAAUGUCUGCAUGACUUUUACUGGGUUGGAAUAAAAUGGAAAGAUCGAUAUUACUACUGUUUUCAUUUAUGUAUAUGAUUAUGGCUUAGUCCUGUGAAGACUGCUACUAAUUUAUUGGUUUGAAUCUAUUUCUACUCUUUUUAGUUUGAGCUGUUGGGUUGUAUUUUUUACUCUUCCUGAAUGAUUACAGGUUGUUUUAGAUCACGAGUUAACUUUAGACAGACAAAUAAUGAAUAUCAGAAAGCACUAGAAAGCUAUAUCAUCCUACUGUAGGACUCAGUAGCAAAGUAUUUUGAUGAUCCAUAUAUGAGAACGUUUUCAAGGUCCGUUAUGUCUUAAUUUAGUAUUUUAUGAAUUUUUAGUGGAUUACAGAAGCCCCUUAUUUGUAAUAAUUAGGAUUGAGAUUCUUUCUGAGCGGAGAACGUUUAUGCCUUAUUCAAAUACUACUUAGUCGAUAAAUCUAUCAAUUUUGUAACUUUUUUGUUUUCAUAUAAAUAUACACAUGUGAAUAUGUCUCUUAAGAUUACUUAUACCAGUAAAUAUUAUAGUGCUUUGACGAUCUACGAAGGCGAUUGUGUCUGCCUAAGUCAGUCUGAAUAGUCAGUUUUGACUCCUUCAUUCAUCUGCUUGUAUAUUUCAUGGCUUAGUAGACGAAUAAUUCUCAGAGAUAUCCUUAGUAUGUAUAUUAAGUCAUUCAUGUUACACCAACUAAUCUUCACUAUAGAUCUUAUCCAUACUAUUCUCUACUAAAUAAAACACUUGUCGUUAACUGUUUUCAAUUCAUAGCUACAAGUUUGCCGAAUACUCUCUUUUUAUCACUCGUCGAACCACUUACUCUACGAAAAUGCUCUGGAGCUGAUUUACUAAAAGCUGGGUUAUUAUCUUUACGAACUAAUUCUAUUCAAUCUGUUAAUACAAUGAAUAUAACUCAUCCUAUACAAUAUUCAAAAGAUGAGAUUUAUAGAAAUGGACAGUUAUGGUUGGCUAAUAAUGCUACCUGUGAGAAUUCUAAAACUAUUCAGGCUUGUCUUGAUAUCGGUGGAACAUGUUCAAAAUUACUGGACGGCUUUUACGUUGAAGUUGGAUUAUGUUUGCUUUUCGGAUUGGUUACAUUCCCAACAAUAGUACUUCCUUAUGCUAAUCAUCUUGACACUCAACCUAAUGAAGCGUUUACUUUUCGUCCUUCAUCAUCACUAGCCAGACACCAAAGUAGAAGUGAUAAUAAUGAGACAAAAAAAACUAGAAAGGAUUGAAAAAAAGUUUCGGAACUAAAGUAUAAUCUUGACGAAUAUUCGUAUAAAGUAUAAUUUGUUUACCGUUUUGUGAAUAUAAUUCCCAUGUUGCACUGUCUCCUUGUUUGUUAUUUUGCCCAUUCUUGUUAUAUACAUUUAUGUGGAUGUUAUUCUACUUUUCACUUUCUAUGUGAAUGUUUUUCCACGAAAAAUUCAUCGCUGUGAAUUCGCUUCUCUCUGAGAUGUAGAUUUAUAACUCAUAUACACACGCACGCAUACUCACAUGUAUGUCCUAUCCUGCCCUUUCUACAUAAUGACACUGACGUCGAUACUGGUAGUGUGAUAUUUAAUUAGGCAUAAAAUGUUGAAGUUCAUUAUUACAUCUUAAUUAUUUUGUGUUAUGUGUAUACAGAAAUGUAAUUUUAAAUUUCACGUUGUAGAUUGUUAUUUAUUUCAUAAUAUUACUUCUAUUAUUUUUGGUAUUUACAUGUGUAAAUUCUUUAUACGUGGGCGUUGAUAACCGAAUGGAAAAAAAUAAAUUAUACAAAAAAUCCGUUCAUUUUCAUUUGCUUAGUAUCAUUUCAAUUUUAAUUUAUUGAAUUAGCAACAUACAAGCACGAAAAAGUAUUAUUGUACAUUAAUAUAAUUUCACAGAAAGUUUAUAGGGGGGGGUUACAUUACAAACUAAGUUUAGUUAGCCGAUCAUGGGAAAUCAAAACUCACUAGUCAUAUAGUUCUUUCUAGUAUUAUUAUUAUUCCACUUAAAUUACAUAACUUCUCUUAGACAAUUCAUACGCGAGCAUUGUUUAUAUUUAACAGAAGCAUAUGCGGUCUGUCAUGUUCUUUUUUUAUUUCGAAAACGGAAAAGGGUGGAGAAAUCCUUCCAUGAUAAUGUUCAUGUCGAUUCAUUUUCAGUCGGUCCUGAUAAACACGUCUUUAAGUUAUCCUAUGCUUUAUUCUCAGCUCACGAAAAUUAGUCACUUUCUCUUAGUUUUAAUUUUUCUGUCUCCAUAAUACAAAUGUCUGAAUUGGUAGUAGAUUCCU
Schistosoma haematobium is the source of this 16801-nucleotide messenger RNA. RefSeq lists its product as uncharacterized. The record is from RefSeq and is a predicted model, not a curated record. Gene Ontology annotation, molecular function: acetyl-CoA transmembrane transporter activity. Gene Ontology annotation, cellular component: membrane. Lineage: Eukaryota; Metazoa; Platyhelminthes; Trematoda; Strigeidida; Schistosomatidae. The coding region runs from base 1191 to 2459 and encodes 422 amino acids. The transcript is spliced from 6 exons.